AUGGCUUCUCUUCUACGGCCUCACCGUGUCCCGCGCCUCUGCGGCCGGGGCUACUCAACCGCUCCAACGCCUUCAACGCGUCUCAACCUCCCAAUCGACUACAAAUCCACGCCGCUGCUGCACCACUCCUCCUCCUCGCUCUCUAAUGCCUUCGAUCUCCCCCUGUCCAGCACGUCCAAGUCCAUGAACCUAUACCAGGCCAUAAAUGCCGCACUCCGAACCGCGUUAGUGAAAUCCAACAAGGUUAUGCUCUUCGGCGAGGACGUUGCCUUUGGCGGCGUCUUUCGAUGCUCCAUGGACCUUCAGACGGAGUUCGGCUCAGAGAGGGUAUUCAAUACACCAUUGACAGAACAGGGGAUUGUGGGAUUUGCGAUUGGUGCUGCGGCGGAGGGAAUGAAACCCGUUGCGGAAAUCCAGUUCGCAGACUAUGUCUUCCCCGCGUUUGACCAGAUCGUCAACGAGGCGGCUAAAUUUCGAUACCGCGAGGGAGCGACCGGGGGAAAUGUGGGCGGAAUGGUAGUUCGGAUGCCUUGCGGCGCUGUGGGACAUGGAGCUUUAUAUCAUUCACAAUCUCCAGAAGCGCUGUUUGCGCAUAUCCCCGGCGUCCAAGUUGUUGUGCCACGCUCACCAUCACAAGCCAAGGGUCUUUUGCUUUCUUCGAUUUUUGAAAGUGGAAACCCCGUUGUCUUCAUGGAGCCAAAGGUGCUCUACCGUGCCGCCGUCGAGCACGUCCCCAACGAAUACUACACAAUCCCUCUGAACAAGGCGGAGGUCGUGAAACCAGGUAAUGACGUUACAAUCGUCUCAUAUGGCCAGCCCCUGUACCUUUGCUCAGCAGCUAUUGCGGCCGCCGAAAAGGCUCUGGGCGCAAGCGUGGAGCUGAUCGACUUGCGGACAAUAUACCCAUGGGAUCGGCAAACAGUACUGGAUAGUGUGAGGAAGACGGGGAAGGCCAUUGUCGUACAUGAGAGUAUGAUAAACUAUGGUGUUGGUGCUGAAGUGGCGGCGACUAUCCAAGAAGGCGCUUUCUUGAGACUGGAGGCUCCAGUUAAGCGGGUGGCAGGAUGGAGCACACAUACCGGUCUCACGUACGAGAAACUGAUUCUCCCUGAUGUUGCGAGAAUCUACGACGCCAUCAAGCAGACACUUGAAUACUGA
Aspergillus puulaauensis is the source of this 1158-nucleotide messenger RNA. RefSeq names its product alpha-ketoacid dehydrogenase subunit beta. Lineage: Eukaryota; Fungi; Ascomycota; Eurotiomycetes; Eurotiales; Aspergillaceae. Gene Ontology annotation, biological process: response to nutrient; branched-chain amino acid catabolic process. The record is from RefSeq and is a predicted model, not a curated record. The coding region runs from base 1 to 1158 and encodes 385 amino acids. The transcript is spliced from 3 exons. Gene Ontology annotation, molecular function: catalytic activity.